UGAUUAAUCAUUAGAAACUUGUAUCCAAUCGAUUUAUUCUUAGUGGACAAAAGCGUGUUGUAGCUUAACUUUAAUUAAAAAUGAAUUCUUCGUAUUAGAAGAACUGUAUAGUGCCCCAGUGUAAAAGUACAACUCUAAACACGCCAAACAAAUUAUUUAUUUAUGUUCCUCAGAAUGAACAAAUACGGAAAAAGUGGCUAAAGCUUGCAAAGAGGGUUGAUUUUAAUAGUUUAUCCACAAUUUCAAGAAUAUAUUUUUGUGAAGACCAUUUCGAUUUGCCAAAUGAUAUGGAAAAUUAUAUCGAGUACAUUGCUAUGGGAAAAGUAUCAAAAGUGUGUUUGAAACCAGGUUGUGCUCCAAGUAACUUUGAAUGUCAAGAAGAUGGACGAAAACGACCAUGCAACAGUACAGAACAGUCGGAUACAUUAAAAGAAAAAAGAAUGAUGGUAAUGGCAGAGGGUCUGAUUAAACCAGAAGAAAGUUGUACACCAAGUUCAUCUUUCAAAGAUACUUCUGAUAAAAGUUCGAAUGGAGCAAAUGUGCCAGAAAUUUUUUGUGAAGUGAAAUCAAGAGACGAGACAUUAUUACCUUUGAAACCGUCACUAAUAUCUGUUGCCACAUCCUCAUCAAAGGCUGAAACUAUUUUAAAAUCAAGUCCUACUGUGUCCGACCUAAGAAAAAUUAAUGGAAAUAUAUUGAUUGAAGAAAAGCACUCUGAAAUUAUUAUUAAAAAAGAAAAAUUUGAUGAAAGUAAUUCAAUCGAACAUAUAACAAUUAAAGAAGAAAAUAAUAUAAUGGAGGAUCAUGAACCAAUUAAAAAGGAAAUACAAGAAGAAAAUGUUACAACAAAACACGAAAGGAUUGAUUUGAAUGAAGAGUUUUCCCAGGAUAAAAAUAAAACAGUUGAAGUUGAGAAUCAAUUAAAUACAGAAAUUAUAAUAAAGGAGGAAAUAUUUGAUGAAACUGUUUUUGAUCAUCAAUCAAUUCAAAAUGAAGACAAAAAUAUUUCAUGUGACGUUUCUGAUAAAAAUUUUCAAAACAGUUUAGUUGUACAUAAAUGGACGCAUACUGGAGAAAAACCAUUUUCCUGUGAAAUUUGUGAUAAAGCAUUUACUUCCAAAAACAAUUUAAUUGUACAUGAACGAAUUCACAGUGGUGAAAAACCUUUUUUCUGUGAAUUUUGUGAUAAAUCAUUUUCUCAGAGAAGCAAUUUUGAUUAUCAUAAACGGACGCAUACUGGAGAAAAACCAUUUUCUUGUAACAUUUGCGAUAAAUCAUUUACUCAGAAAACCAUUUUAGAUAGUCAUACACGGACUCAUACUGGCGAAAAACAUUUUGUCUGUGAAAUUUGUGAUAAAGUAUUUACUUACAAACCCAAUUUACUUAGACAUGAACGAAUUCAUAGUGGAAGAAAACCUUUUUCCUGUGACGUUUGUGAUAAAACAUUUACUAUUCGAGACAAUUUAAUUACACACAAACGAAUGCAUACUAGAGAAAAACCAUUUUCCUGUGACGUUUGUGAUAAAUCAUUUACUACGCGAAGCAGUGUAAUUACACACAAACGAAUUCAUAGUGGAAGAAAACCUUAUUCCUGUGAGGUUUGUGAUAAAUCGUUUACUCAGAAAAUCAGUUUAGAUAAUCAUAAACGGACUCAUACUCAAGAAAAACCAUUUUCUUUAACAGACUCUUAUUGA
Molecule: messenger RNA, 1694 nt
Organism: Chrysoperla carnea
Lineage: Eukaryota; Metazoa; Arthropoda; Insecta; Neuroptera; Chrysopidae
Product: zinc finger protein OZF-like
Exons: 4
Coding region: 288-1694 (468 amino acids)
Biological process (GO): central nervous system development; regulation of transcription by RNA polymerase II
Cellular component (GO): nucleus
Molecular function (GO): DNA-binding transcription factor activity, RNA polymerase II-specific; RNA polymerase II cis-regulatory region sequence-specific DNA binding
Source: RefSeq, a predicted model, not a curated record